This is a messenger RNA of Bufo bufo (common toad), 1561 nucleotides long. RefSeq lists its product as uncharacterized. The transcript has 4 exons. Bases 792 to 1034 code for a protein of 80 amino acids. NCBI's taxonomy places the organism in Eukaryota, Metazoa, Chordata, Amphibia, Anura, Bufonidae. The record is from RefSeq and is a predicted model, not a curated record.
GAGUUAACUUUUUACUGCAGCUUCUGGCUUCACUGCAAAGUGCUUUUCUUCCAGGCUGACUUUAAUAUUUAACUGUGUGAGGCUGGUUCCUGACAGAGAGACUCAGCACUGAGAAGAAGAGGGAGAGGAGUAUUAGCACAUCACAAGUCAAACCAAGAAAUGUAUAUUUCAGAAGUCAGAACUUUCCUACACAGAAGGAGCAAAGAGGUUCAGAAGACCUAAACAUUGAUGGUUGGAUACACAGAAGAUAUUUAAAAAAAAAAAUUUAUGGAACUUCGAGGAAUAUAUGCUCAAGACAAAUGCAAAACUAAGGACAUGUGCUUCAUCUAAUACUCCACAGUUGUGUUCUUUGCUGUUAUGGGCAGUGGCAGCAGUAAGAGCAAAAGAAGAGUCAUCAGCUUCUGCAGUCAACAGCCUCUGCACCCUACAGAGAUACCCAAAGGAGAGAGAAUUGUACGAGGAAUGGUUGCCUGUGAGCAGAAUAAAGGGGAUGAUGGAACGAUGGCAAAGGCCACCCAACCUGUACUGGAAACUAAAAAUAGCAGGUCACCUCCAAUUGACCCAGAUCUGCAGCUACUAGAUGACAUACUGACAGAGUCUGAGGAUUGCUCGUCUUGGCAGGAGCCUAUGGGUAAAGGACCAAAGAUGACAAACUCAAUCCAAGAAAAUCAAAGAUGGGAUAAAGAAGUUCCAAGGACGCUAAAAAUGACGGCAAAGCUACAACCAGUAUCUUCUGAGAAUGACGGAACCCUACAUAUACAGCAAACUAUGGGAGGGGGCAGCAGCAAAACAUGACGGAGCAGAAGACGGGAUUGCCUAAAAGAGAUAAACUAAGCCAAGCUCCAGGAACCACAGGAAUAUUUGACCUUGAAAACAACAACAACUUACCCAAGCCGUCACACACGUGUCCUGAUCCUACGGAAGCAGACAACCCUAUUGCCUAUGAUGACACGGAGGAAGCCCUGAUGGAAAGCAUUGAAGAAGAAUACUCACAACUCCACCCCGUCCCCUCAAUGCACUGCCAAAAAAUGUGAGAGCCAAAGCAUGUCCAAGCUCAAACCCUGACCUCCACCAGCUUUCCAACUUUAAUUUGCUUCAUAGAUAGCACUCGGUUAUUAGUGUAUUUACAUAACUAUUAUAUUUAAAUAUAUUAUCUUCAAUAUGUCAUUAAGAUGGGCUGUCCCUAGGCAAGCCGCUGUCCUGUUGAGUUACUAUAGAUCUGCAAAAUGCGAUAAUUAAAAUGUCCUCUAACUGCACCCAGUUCCACAAUGGGGUGCAACCCAGUGAGUUAAUAGCAUGAUAAUUAUAUACCUUCCCAGCAGGACAGGAGGAUGUAGUGCAAUCUACUGAAAUUCAUUUCUGGUAGGCCGAUGACCUGUAGGCUUGAACGGAGCUCUAGGAGUGUAAGAAAUACAAUGCAAUCCAGUACUAAGACCAGCGGUGGCCAAAUCCAGGCACACAGGUCAGGACAAGUUGUUAAUCAAGUUUUGAUUUAAGGUUAAACUUCUUAGAAGUGGCCAAAAUCGCACUGGAAAUCGGUCUUUUACAGUGGUGGUCCUUU